Molecule: messenger RNA, 2702 nt
Organism: Thalassophryne amazonica
Lineage: Eukaryota; Metazoa; Chordata; Actinopteri; Batrachoidiformes; Batrachoididae
Exons: 2
Coding region: 1026-2069 (347 amino acids)
Source: RefSeq, a predicted model, not a curated record
UGAAACGUUAAUAGGGCAAAUAGAAACUGUGUUGUUUCUGUUUGGAAUUUGAGCAAAACACUUGAUAGAUGAGACCCUAUAUGUGAUUUUUAACUUAAUAUUUGUACAGAGUUUGUUUGUUUUAUAUGAUAACUAUUGUGUACAGAAACAGUCUAUGAUCCUAAGCCUGUCAGUGAUACAAAUGAGUGCUCCUUUUGUUUAACUGUUUUCUGGCUACUGUGACUUUAUUUUCUGUUUAGUCUGCCCCAAACAAAAUCCCUCUGAGUUGAAGACUUGUACAGAUGUAAUCAGAGUGUAGAAAUGUGCACAUUUUGCUUGUUUGUAUUUUUCACAGGAGAAAAUGUCAUCACUGUUUAUUGUAGAAUUGCAGUGAGACACCAUUAUUGUGAAGACUCAUUUAAUUUGUGUUUAACUGUUUAUUCCUCUGUUGUUCAGGCCAACAUGGACCAAUCCAAAGAUGCAGAAGAUCUCAAAGCUAAACCAUCCAUUGAUCAGCCCUCCUUGUCACCACUAGCCUCAAGUGAAGAUUUGUCAGAAUUAUCCAGCGACAGUGGCUCAGGUGAAGAGUACCAUCCUCCACCACCAUCAUCAUCGUCACUGUCACCAUCCGCCAGUGGAGACGAGCUGCUCCCUGAGAAAUCAGCCAGACACAAAGUUAAGGAGACGCAUAAUAGGGCUUCAGAAGGUGAGAUCAAGAAUUGUGAAGAAAAGAUAACAGACAUUACUGUAAAGACAAGUAAAAAUAAGGGUGGGAUGAGGGCCUGGGACAAAGCGCAUUAUUGCAUAUUUUGUAAAAAAGCAAAUUUAAAAAUAGCCAGGCAUCUUGAAAGAAAACAUGGGGAUGAAAAGGAGGUUGCCCAUGCUUUCAGCUUUCCACCACGGUCGAAAGAUCGGAAAAAACGUUUGGAAGCUCUGCGCAAUAAAGGAGACUGGCAGCACAACCUUGCAGUCUUGGAAAAAGGAAGUGGUGAAAUAGUUACAUGGCGACAGCCCACUAAAAAGAUGGAUGUUAAGAGAUACCUCCCAUGUCAACAUUGUUUUGGCCAUUUGUUAGGACUGAACUCUGGAGACAUGAAAAGACUUGCAAAGAAAAGCAAGGGGAAACAGGUAAAAGUAAAAAAAACAGAGCCAGAAUACAAAAAUCCUCCUCCCAACUAAUGCCAGUUGCUGUGUCCUCAGAGGGACUCCAUAAAAUUAUUCACUCCAUGCAACAAGACCAUGUGACCUCCCAGAUUAGAAGUGAUGAGAUGAUUUGCACAUAUGGAGAUGCAUUGUUUGCCAAAAAGGGCCGUGAACAGUCUCAACACAGAUAUAUUGCACAAAAACUGAGGGAAUUAGGACGAUUUGUGUUGGCUGCCAAAGAAAUUGACAAGAAAAUAAAAUAUCUGUGUCAUAUUGUUGAUCCAGCACAGUUUCACCUGGCUAUUAAAGCAGCCCGAAGAGUGUCAAACUAUAACCCAGACAGUAGUGAAUAUGGAAAACCAUCUACCGCAGUUAAGAUAGGCUUUUCACUUAAAGCUGCAACAGAGGCCUGGAUUGGCCACUGCUUGAUGUCCUGUGAUGCUUUAAAUGAAAACAAGGCCAAAAAAUUCAAGGAGCUGCUGGAUUCCUCCUGGUCCAUGUACGUGUCAUCCAAUGCUCACAGCACAAUAGAGCAAAGAAAGUGGGGUAAAGAGGAUGGCAUACCUUUGACAGAAGAUGUAGUGACCUUGCAGAACUACUUAAGAAGAAUGGAGGAUGAAGCGAAGAAGGAACUGAAGCUAUGUGUGAGUACUACAGCGUACAAGAAGCUGAGUGAAAGCCUUCUGGCACAGAUAAUCGUUUUCAAUAAAAAGCGUGAAGGAGAAGCCUCACGUUUAACCUUAGAGACAUAUCAGAAGGUAGAUACUGGCCCUUUGAAUAAGGACAUCUAUGAUACCUUGUCACCAGUGGAGCAGCAACUUAGCCAUAGAUUGACACGCUUGGUGACGUGGCAAAAGAGGAAAAAAAGUCCCCAUACUACUGCUGGAGCGCACCAAAGCAUCACUGGACUUCCUGGUGGAGAGGCGAAACCAAGCUGGAAUACUUGAUGAAAAUCCAUAUGUGUUUGGAAGGCCUGGGACAAUGACUAACAUCCGCGGAUGUGACUGUCUCAGAAAGUUUGCAGAAGAAAGUAAAGCAAAACAGCCAGAGCUGCUGAGGUCCACAAAGUUAAGAAAACACGUGGCUACUUUAUGUCAGCUCCUGGACCUGGACAAUCAAGAGCUGGAGCAAGUUGCUCACUUCAUGGGACACGAUAUUAGAGUCCAUUGUGACUUUUAUCGGCAGACUGACAAAACGUUUCAAGUGGCCAAGAUCGGGAAGCUUCUUUUUGCGAUGGAGCAAGGAGUGGAGUCACUGAAGGGGAAGACUCUGAAGACCUUGGAUUCUGUGAUCAGUGGUAUGUAACGUAAAAGUAGAUUUGUUUCUAAUAUUUCAUGCUGUCUGCUAUGAAUGUCAUUUCCAUAACUAUCUACAUGUUUAUGAGUACAUUUAGACUUGUUGUAACGCAGAUUUCAAUUGUGAUCGUUUCACAGGAACAGGACCUGGAGCCAGCAGAAGUCUCACAGGAAGCCAUGCACAAGUGGAGGCUCAUGAUGAUGAAGAACCAAAGUCCUUAUCUGCUCAGAGGCCAAAGAAGACUGCUACAACGACAGAACCUGAUGAAAGUGAUGUUGAUACAG